GAGUGUUGGCGUGCGAGGGUCGGCGUCUGGUAAUGCCCAAUCUCUGCUGUCUCCUGAGAUGGAUCCGCUCAGUGAAGAGUGCUCACUAUCCCCGGGUUCGUCGUCGCUCAACCAAUGAUUCCUCUCUGCAGACUCGCCUCCUGUGUGUUGGCGGAUCCAAUCCUCUGUCAAGCCGGUGGGUGGUCGACGCGCUCGGUUCGCGAGGACUGCGGCGCUGAUGAGGCCGUCGUGGGAGACGAAGUCCAGAUCAGUGGUAGCCGGGACGAAAUUGGGAGCUGGGCGCAAAUAGGGGGUAUGGAAUUCGAGAUGGCGGAUAGGGGAAUCGUCCGACGGUUCACUGCUCAAUGUGAGGCUGUGGCUGUGCGAACGUGGUUGCGUUGUGCCGGUGGCUGGCUGCUGGUAUGGAGAGCCCCAGCUUGCAGUGUAGUAGUGGCUUGUGUCGCUUUGCACGCUUCGAGGAGCCGAGACCGACGGAGGAGUCUUCAGGAGAUCGAGCGUCCGCCCGUUGAAAGUCGGUGCUGGAAGCGGUGGGAGAAUAGGGGAUGAGCCUCCUUCGUCUGCAGUCGAGGUCGUCGAGAAGGCAGGCGACCCAGGCUGCUCGGCGCGUUGAAGUGAGAUGUUGCCAGGUCCGUCCUCUGCCGUCGCGGCAGGAGGAGGCGAUGAGGGCAAUGAAGACGUUGUUUGAAUAUCUACUGCGUCGUGGCGCGUCAGCCGGGGCAGUGUGGGAUUCACGUUGGCACUGCAGCACGCACCGGAACGAGACCAGCGCAGACGAAGCUCGAGUCGUCUGCUGCUGAGUCUCU
Hyaloscypha bicolor E is the source of this 803-nucleotide messenger RNA. RefSeq lists its product as uncharacterized. Lineage: Eukaryota; Fungi; Ascomycota; Leotiomycetes; Helotiales; Hyaloscyphaceae. The record is from RefSeq and is a predicted model, not a curated record. The coding region runs from base 115 to 546 and encodes 143 amino acids. The transcript has a single exon.